AUGGAAGGGGUCCAACCCCUAGAAGAGAAUGUGGGGAACACACCAAGGCCAAGGUUUGAAAGGAGCAAGCUAUUGCUGGUGGCCUCCAUAAUUCAGGGACUGGGGCUGCUCCUGUGCCUCACCUACGUCUGCCAGCACUUCCGUGCUUCUCAGGUGUCCCUCCAGUUCGCUCCCGUUGAAAGCAUCCAAGCACAACUACAAACCUUAUCAUCGGAUGGGUGUGAAAACAACUUCAUCAUCACACUCCUAAAAACUUAUGGAAACAUGGAAGUGCAGAACAAAUCAGUCGUCAUCCGGUGUGAUGGGUUUUAUCUCAUCUCACUGAAGGGUUACUUCUCUCAGGAAGUCAACAUCAACCUUCACUAUCGGAAGGGUGCGGAACCCUUCCCAAUCCUGAAAAAGGACAGGUUUGCCAACUCCAACGUGGUGUUAAGAUUGGGUUACAAAGACAAAGUCUACUUGAAUGUGACCACUGAUAGUAACUCCUGUAAGCAGCUCAACGUGAAUGCCGGGGAACUAUUUGUCAUCCAUCAAAAUCCGGGUGGUUACUGUGCUCCGUAAGGAUCUCAUGGGCGCACCGAAAACCAGACACCAGACACACCAAGCUAGGGGUGCACAGGACAGAGCUCUCCCUGUGUUUGGAAGAACUGCUCCAGGUCAGUCACCUGUGACAU
This is a messenger RNA of Ochotona curzoniae (black-lipped pika), 674 nucleotides long. It is a transcript of the gene TNFSF4, whose product is annotated as TNF superfamily member 4. Gene Ontology annotation, cellular component: membrane. The coding region runs from base 1 to 561 and encodes 186 amino acids. The record is from RefSeq and is a predicted model, not a curated record. Gene Ontology annotation, biological process: immune response. Gene Ontology annotation, molecular function: cytokine activity; tumor necrosis factor receptor binding. NCBI's taxonomy places the organism in Eukaryota, Metazoa, Chordata, Mammalia, Lagomorpha, Ochotonidae. The transcript is spliced from 3 exons.